AUGAACAUGCGGGUUUGCUUUGGGAAAUGCAGAGUAUCGACACAGGUUCGACUCCUGAUCGUCAUCGCCGUUUCCUUUUCAUUUGUGAUGGGAGAAUUUGGCGUGGGGUUCAAAACGCGGUCUCUCUCGCUCGUUGCCGACGCAUUCCAUUACACGGCGGAUAUCUUUUCCUUCAUGGUGGCAUUUCUCGCUGAAAAGUACUCGAGACGUCCAGAUGAAAACAACAAACGAGGUUACGCCAGGCUCCCUACCCUCGCAGCGUUCUUCAAUAGCGUCGUCUUGGUCGCUAUUGGAUUGGGCAUAUUUCUGCAGGGUAUCGAGAGGUUCAUCCAUCUGCAAGCCAUAUCGAGCCCGCUACUUGUCUUUGUAAUGGGAUGGGCCGGACUUUUCCUCAACAUUAUUUGCAUCCUUAUCAUGGGACCACACGGACAUCACCACCACCACGGCCACGGCCACGGCCACGGUCACGAUCACCCCGUAGCCGGCGGACAGUCCUCGGCCGACGCAGACCCAAACAGACUCGAACCAGCCCCCGGCGGAACCCAGAACGCCCGGACAACCGGCACCAGCCUCUCGAUCAAGGCGGUCGUCCUGCACAUCGGCGCCGACGCGCUGAACAACGUCGCCGUGAUCAUCUCAGCGGCCAUCGUGUGGCGCAUCCCGUCGCGACACGAGGAGAUAGAUCCGGCGGACACGCGUGAGGCUAAGUUCUACGCCGACCCGGCGUGUACGGUGUUCAUCGCUAUUCUCAUCAUGGGCACGACGUGGCCGUUGGUGGUGCGGUCGGGGAAGGCGUUGCUGCGUCUGCCAGAGUCUGGUUCGGUGUCCAUACCUUUGGAUGAGAGGGCGAGUCGGACGGCAUCGAAGUGA
This is a messenger RNA of Coccidioides immitis RS, 870 nucleotides long. RefSeq names its product cation diffusion facilitator family transporter. Lineage: Eukaryota; Fungi; Ascomycota; Eurotiomycetes; Onygenales; Onygenaceae. Gene Ontology annotation, cellular component: membrane. The transcript has 3 exons. Gene Ontology annotation, biological process: zinc ion transmembrane transport; intracellular zinc ion homeostasis. Bases 1 to 870 code for a protein of 289 amino acids. The record is from RefSeq and is a predicted model, not a curated record. Gene Ontology annotation, molecular function: zinc ion transmembrane transporter activity.